GGAUCUACUCCGUCGGGCUUUUGCACCGUUUUUCUGCCAAUCGGCUGUGCAGCCAGGAACCAGCUGCCACAUGACGUGGAGGGGAAAGGAAGCUGGAUCCUACAGUAUCAAGAGGGGCAGGAGUCGCGGUUGUUCCCCUUCGUGGACCUGAACGGUGGGGUUUUGAACUUUCGAUGUUGGAUCGACAAAUUGUCGUGGGCAUUGGCCAAUCAGAGCCCCUUACCCCCACGGACCCUGGUCGAAGUCUGCAUGAAGGGUCCAAGUUUGUUGGGAUUUUUUUCAUUUGUGUUGGGGAGCGGCCGCGUGCGGCGGCCUCACAUCCAAGGCGAAAAGAGGGUCGUGGUGUUAGUUUUAACGACAUGCAGGUGGAACAUGGCUGGACCAGAUCACAUGACGGCUCUCCUCCUGGCCGGACGGUAUGUUUUUCCUGUUCCGAGGAUGUGGCACAGAGCAAGCAAUGCUUCUUCUCUCGCUCGCAAUUCUCUACUGCGGUGGUGAGAUUGAUGACUGGGUGCCCCGUGCCUACGUCACAUCAUUGGGUCGGUCCCCUCUCAAGGGGUUCCAUUUGCUCCAACGUUUUGGUGGCAGUAUCUCCCAUGUGCAAUUCACAUGUCAAAAUGGCCUCGACACUUGCGAUUCGAUGCUUCUGUAGACGCAUUUCAUCGUGGGGGGAAGGGGCCUCACUCAGCAGCUCGCUGGGAAGCCUCCAACCUGCUAGGGGUUUUAUUCCUUCCUGUUUUGUCUGGCAAGACUUUGCUGCAUGUGAGGCCACCCCAUCAAAACCAGAAACAGGAAUAUUCAAGCUCAGUUCCCUACGGGUAUAUGAUUAUUCCAAGAGGAACAGAAGUGUGCCGCGUUAUAGCCACUUGACUAAGUUGUGUUGCCGCUUCAAACCUAGCACUAAUUUCAUAUUUCGAGAAGAGGCAUUCUCAGAGUGAGCACUGACAACUGAGAAAACUUCCUCGAAUGUCUCCAAUAAUACACCAAGGGCAAGGGAGACAUGUUUAGAAUGUUUCAAGCUUUCGUACAUUCUCUAACUCCCGAGCAGAUGUAUUGUCCAU
Molecule: messenger RNA, 1061 nt
Organism: Hyaloscypha bicolor E
Lineage: Eukaryota; Fungi; Ascomycota; Leotiomycetes; Helotiales; Hyaloscyphaceae
Exons: 3
Coding region: 174-938 (254 amino acids)
Source: RefSeq, a predicted model, not a curated record